AUGGUGUUUUCUGCUAUGUUUUCUCCUACUCUCAACCUUGCCAUAUCUUCAACUACCAACUGUUGUAGCAGAAAAAGAGAAUCAAGCAGAGGGUUGAAAAAUAUGAGAGUGAGAGCUAGCUCAACAGAGAAAGAUGAAGAUGAGAAAUCUUCGUUCAAUCCUUUUGGAUUUGUUACUGAUAAUGCAUCAAGCCGUAGUGCCAUUCAAUUGCCUCAAACUCCUGCUGAUGAUGGCAACGUUGGACAAAUGAUUGAUAAAAUACAAGACAAGGGCAAGGAAUUCGGGUCAUAUGUGAAAUCCGGGAAGUUGAGAUGGUUUGUGAGGGAAACUGGAUCAGUAAAAAGCAGAAGAGGAACAAUUGUUUUCCUUCACGGUGCCCCAACACAAUCUUUUAGCUACCGAGUCGUUAUGUCUCAGUUGGCAGAUGCAGGGUUCCAUUGCUUUGCACCUGAUUGGAUAGGAUUUGGUUUCAGUGAUAAACCGCAACCAGGAUAUGGUUUUAAUUACACAGAAAAGGAGUUCCAUGAUGCAUUGGAUAAACUUCUUGAAGCGUUGAAGGUCGAAGCUCCGUUUUUCCUAGUUGUCCAGGGAUUUCUUGUAGGUUCAUAUGGACUAACGUGGGCCUUGAAGAACUCAAACAAGAUAUCAAAGCUUGCAAUACUAAACACUCCAUUAACAGUUUCAUCUCCCAUUCCUGGAUUAUUUCAGCAGCUAAGAUUUCCUCUAUAUGGUGAAUUUCAAUGCCAGAAUGCCAUUAUUGCCGAACGGUUUAUUGAAGCAGGUAGCCCUUAUGUUCUGAAAAAUGAAAAGGCUGAUGUUUACCGGCUACCUUAUUUGGCAAGCAGUGGACCUGGAUUUGCUCUACUUGAAGCUGCAAGAAAAGCUAAUUUCAAAGCUACUUUCAAUGAAAUAGCAGAAGGAUUUGCAACUAACAGAUGGGAUAAACCGGUGAUGCUUGCUUGGGGAUUAUCCGACAAGUACUUGCCGCAAUCUAUAGCAGAGGAGUUUCAGAAAGGAAAUCCUCAAAACAUCAAGCUUAAAUUGAUAGAAGGAGCUGGUCAUAUGCCACAAGAGGAUUGGCCUGAGAAAGUUGUUGAUGCUUUCAGAAUGUUCUUUUGA
Molecule: messenger RNA, 1119 nt
Organism: Lathyrus sativus (Indian pea)
Lineage: Eukaryota; Viridiplantae; Streptophyta; Magnoliopsida; Fabales; Fabaceae
Source: the annotation of a GenBank genome assembly